Molecule: messenger RNA, 1245 nt
Organism: Mus caroli (Ryukyu mouse)
Lineage: Eukaryota; Metazoa; Chordata; Mammalia; Rodentia; Muridae
Gene: Sh3bgr
Product: SH3 domain binding glutamate rich protein
Cellular component (GO): cytoplasm
Source: RefSeq, a predicted model, not a curated record
AGCCCGGGAUGCCUCCCCGUUCCUCUUUAGCCUCUUGGUUGGAGGGGAGGUUGGGAGCAGAGGCUUGGAUCACCGCCAGCCCUGACCUGGCACCUGCUCCCCCCGGGCGGGCGUCACUGCGGGAUUUGUCCAGCGACUUCCCUAGCAGGGGUGUGUUAGGGGGAGUCCUCUUUCCGACUGUCGAAAUGGUUAUCAAAGUGUUUGUUGCCACAUCUUCUGGGUCCAUAGCGAUUAGGAAAAAACAGCAAGAAGUGGUGGGCUUUUUGGAAGCCAAUAAAAUAGACUUCAAGGAGCUGGACAUAGCUGGGGAUGAAGACAACAGAAAGUGGAUGAGAGAGAAUGUUCCCGGGGAGAAGAAACCUCAGAAUGGGAUUCCUUUGCCCCCUCAGAUCUUCAAUGAAGAGCAGUAUUGUGGGGACUUUGACUCCUUCUUCUCUGCAAAAGAAGAAAAUAUUAUUUAUUCAUUCCUUGGUCUGGCUCCCCCUCCUGGGUCAAAGGUGACAAAGUCUGAGGAAGCAGCCUCCCUUCCCAAUGGAGAUGUAGCAGGAGAGGCAGAGGGUGCUGCAGAGGGAACAGAGAAGGCUGAAGAAAGUGGAGAAAAUGAGGCACAGAAAGAGGACAGUGAAGACACUGGAGAGCUUUCUGAAUCCCAAGAGAAGAAGGAAGAAGAGGGAGAAGAGGGAGAAGAGGGAGGAGAGGGAGAGACAACAGGAGAGACGGAAGAGGCACCAGAGGGAGGAGCAGAGGGGGAAGCUGAAGAAGAGGAGCCUGAGGAAGAGGCAGGAGAAGGGGAAGAUUCUUAGGCCUCUCAGGCUGGUGCUUCAACUUUCCCAGAAUAUCCGAGCCACGAGGCUACAUUUGAACUCUCCCUUCUCCAUUAACUCAACGAAAUACUUGGCUGGAAGCCAGCACCCUUCCCUCGGCACACCUGGGUUCACUGAGGACUCACACCCUCCCAGACAGCUAGGUGCAUGUGGGUCUCUACCUCACUGUGUCAACACGAGGCUGAAUGUGAAGACUGCACGCAUACGCUGCCUGCAAUUUUUGGUCUUUGCUUAACGUUUGUUUCCUUGGCUAUGCACAAGUAGACCUUCUCGUUAAUAUUCUGCAAACAGGAUCUUGAGGUGUAGUUUCCCCUCUGUGACGCAGCAGAAGGAUUUCUUUGUGUAUUGCUUGUUUUAGGCUUGGCUUUCAGAACAAAACACUUCCCAGAGAGCAAUCAUAAAUAAAGAUUGAUGGCAAGAA